Rotaria sp. Silwood2 is the source of this 1073-nucleotide messenger RNA. NCBI's taxonomy places the organism in Eukaryota, Metazoa, Rotifera, Eurotatoria, Philodinida, Philodinidae. The record is from the annotation of a GenBank genome assembly.
CUGAAGAAUAUUUUCCAAUUGAUUCAAAUAGGUUUGUUUUUUUUUUUUUAAAUUAAAAUUAAUUGAAAUUUUUAUUUUUACAAAAUUAAUUAUUUGUUAGGAUUCGUUUAGUAUCUUAUAAUAUAUUAGCUAAUGGAUAUGCAUCAUCAACAGAUGCUCAACAAACAAUUUAUCCAUAUUGUCCACAAGAUUUUCUUGAACAUGAUUAUAGAAAACCACUUUUAUUAAAAGAAAUUUUAGGUUAUUAUGCUGAUAUAAUAUCAUUACAAGAAUGUGAUAUUGCUUUUUAUCAACGUGAACUUUCAUUUAUAUUAAAACAACAUGGUUAUUUAUCUGAUAUGAAAAUAAAAAGUGAUGCUGUACGUGAAGGUGAAGCUAUUUUUUAUAGAACAGAUCGAUUUAUUGCUAUUGGAAGUCAUAAUAUAAAAAUAGGUGAAUAUUUACGUGAUGCCGAACAUUUGGAAUAUAUUCGUCGUCGUUGUUCAUUAGUAUCAGAAAUAAAUACUAAUUUAUUAGAACGAAAUACUGCAUUACAAAUAUUAGCAUUACAAUUACAAGGACAAUCAAAUGAAAUAUUUCUAAUAUGUAAUACACAUUUAUAUUUUCAUCCAAAAGCUGAUAUAGUUCGAUGUUUACAAGCUAUGAUUGCAUUUGAACAUAUCAAAGAAGUCAAACAACUUUAUGAAGAACAAAAUAAAAAUGUAUCUAUAAUAUGGAGUGGAGAUUUUAAUGCUAAUGUAACAUCAUUAGCAUAUCAUCUUCUAUUUACUGGCGUUUUAUUAACUGAUAUAAAUCAUCGAUCAUACAAUGAAGAUUAUGCUACAAUAAUAAAAGAUUUUGAUUAUAAAAGUCCAACAGAAUUAAGUACAUAUUCGAAUUAUGCAUAUACUAAUUAUAUGUUGAAUUAUCAUGGUGUUAUUGAUCAUAUUUUUUAUGAUGCAAAAAAAUUCAAGUUUCAACGUUGUAUACCAAUGCCAACUCAUGAAGAAGUUACAGAAUUUACUGCUUUACCAUCAUGUAAAAUUCCAAGUGAUCAUUUGGCUGUUGUUGUUGAACUUGAAAUCAUUAAAUGA